AAAAUAUUUAUUUAUUAGUGGUUUCAUUCUAUAUUUAGUACGUCAACGUGUUAAGAAUUGUUUGACAGAUGAAAAAUGGAAACUGUGUCAAGUCUUAUGAAAUGAAUAGAGUAUGAUUUUUGUUGUUUUUAUUUUUUUUUAAAAAAAACCAUUAUUUUUGUUAGAAUUGAAUAAAAUAAAAGUUGCCGUCAAAGUGACCUACACCCUGAAGUUGAAUCCUCGGCCGAUAAUCUCCCAGUCAUGCAUUCAAAUAUAAACAUGCAAGUAAAGUACGAAAAAAUGAAAUAAAUAUUAAAUAAAAAUAAAAAUAAAAAUUGUAUUAAAAAAAAGUAAAUAAAGGUACACAAAUUAAAUCUCCCAAACAUUCUCCCAAUUUCCCAAACCCUUUACAACAACAAUGGCACAUAUCCUUGUUCGACCUUUCGACUGACCCGAAAACCCUAAUUCCCAAAUUCUCAAAUCUCAUCCAUUUUCUCUGUCUUCAAUCACCCCAAAAUUCUUCUCAAAAAUUCAAGCACAAUCGCAAUUAAUUUAAUCCCUGUUUUACUUUUUCCGAUUUUGAUUCGAUUCAAUUCAAUUCUGUUGGAUUUGAUGGGGCGAAAUUCUUCAGCUUCAACAUCUCUUGCGCCGGGUUUUCGAUUUCACCCGACAGAUGAAGAACUGGUAUGGUAUUAUCUGAGGCGUAAGGUUAGCGGCAAACCCUUUCGUGUCGAUGCGAUCUCUGAAAUCGAUAUUUACAAAGUAGAACCCUCUGAUCUUCCAGGAUUGUCGAAGUUGAAGAGUAGAGAUCUAGAGUGGUAUUUUUUUAGUGCACUGGAUAGGAAAUAUGGUAAUGGAUUGAGGACGAACCGAGCGACGAAUGAGGGUUAUUGGAAAACAACCGGGAAAGAUAGGCCUGUUUACCAUAAGUCUCGGGUUGUUGGGAUGAAAAAAACGCUGGUUUAUCAUAAAGGUAGAGCUCCACGCGGCGAGCGGACCAAUUGGGUAAUGCAUGAAUACAAACUCAAUGAUGAUGUGCUAGAGAAGGCUGGUCAUAUGCCGGAAGGGUUUGUUUUGUGCAGAGUGUUUCAGAAAAGUGGAACAGGACCGAAGAAUGGGGAGAAGUAUGGAGCGCCACUCGUGGAGGAAGAGUGGGAAGAUGACAGUUUGGAAGAUGUGGUGCCUGCCGAGGUGUCUUUUGAAGAUCCCUAUGUUGAUGAUGAUGCAUACAUUGAACAGAAUGAUCUAGAACAGGUUGUUGAUUGCCAACUUCCAGCAAAUGUUCCCUUUCCUGUCAGCUUCAACCCUGUUGAUAGCAACUACUAUCUUGAAUGUUCCCAGAAUGUGACUGGAGCUGAACAAGCUUCCGUUGUUGAGGAGUCUGAAGGUAAGUGUGGUUUGCAGGUUCUGGAUGACCAGGAGUUUUAUGAUCUUGGGCAAGAUGAGAACACUGCAUUUCUUGUGAAAAAUGAGCAUAUGGCUCAACCAAAUGACUUGAGUAACCAGGCUCCUGGCGAUUUGCUGGAUGAUCUACUCUCUGGUAAUGCACCCCCCAAGGAUGGGCUUUUUCUGGAUGCUGUUGACUUUCUAGAACCUGUUCAAGAAGAUAUCCAUGAUUUUGAUGUUCUUGGAUCAUAUCUGGAAGAUGAUUUUGAUAUUGGACCAUAUCUUAUUUUUGAUUCUUCUCCAGAACAGAUCGGUAUUGAUGCUGAUCAAAGUUUCUCCUUCAAACAGAAUAUGAUGGAUACAACUUGGCAAGUUCCUUCAGGAAGUCAACUAAACGAAACAGGUGAUGUUGAUGACGUUGCAUCAUCUUCCAAGGCUAAGCCAUCUAAGACUGAUAUCCAAUAUCCUUUCCUGAGUCAGGCAAACCGAUUUUUGGGGAAUAUCCCUGCUCCACCAGCAUUUGCUUCAGAAUUGCCUUCCAAGGACGUGGCUGCACGUUUGAGCGCUGCAGUGCAGGCUUCUACCACCCCGAAUGUGACUGCUGGUAUGAUCAGAAUAAGGGACUUGCCUAUUGGGGUCAUCAGAAGUGGACUGGCAGGACUACAUUGGUCCUUUGACAAGACUGGUAAUGUCAAUGUUCUCCUUUCCUUUGACCUUCCUGAGGCUGUGAACCCUGUGGGACUAGAAUCAUUGACGGGCUUGUUGUCGAGAAAGAUUUCUACAGCAAGUUCUCACGGAUGGUUAAGCUUUAUGUUUUUCCUGUUCUUUGCUUUUGCUGCAAGCGUCAAAGUUGGUUUAUACAUCUAUGCAAAGUAACAGCAAUUUUCCAGCAGAAUUAGAAAAAAGAGAAUUAUGCUUUGGUCUUUAUAUUUUAGACUUCGGGUUACCCUUAAUUUUAUAUACUUUUGCCUUAAUGGCCUAAUGUAGAGUAAAGAUUGAUACUCUCAGUUCUUUUAUACUGUUUCCUUUUGACACAUUCUAGUUUAUCCUUGAUUUAGUAGCUGUCAUGUGGUAAAACACGGUGUAUAAAUCUGCAGACUGCAGCUAAUAUUAAUAGCUACCAUGUCUCAUGCUAAUGUGAAUUUUAAAAAUUCAUAUAAUAAUUCAUAUAAUAAUUAGGUGUUUGUGUUAA
Molecule: messenger RNA, 2557 nt
Organism: Chenopodium quinoa (quinoa)
Lineage: Eukaryota; Viridiplantae; Streptophyta; Magnoliopsida; Caryophyllales; Amaranthaceae
Product: NAC domain-containing protein 78-like
Exons: 6
Coding region: 592-2241 (549 amino acids)
Biological process (GO): regulation of DNA-templated transcription
Molecular function (GO): DNA binding
Source: RefSeq, a predicted model, not a curated record